AUGGUGAUCUCUAGUACCAAUCCCCAAUAUAAGGAGAUAACCAUCAGGAGGAGGAUUGCUAGCAUAUUCAAUAAACGGGAAGAUGAUUUUUCAUCUUUGAAAGAUUACAAUGAUUACUUGGAGGAAGUUGAAGACAUGACGUUUGACUUGAUUGAAGGAAUAGAUGUUGCUGCUAUAGAAGCAAAAAUUGCUAAAUACCAAGAAGAAAAUUCAGAACAAAUAAUGGUUAAUCGAGCCCGAAAGGCUGAAGAAUUAGCUGCAGCUAUGGCAGCAAUCAAGGCACAGCCUGCCCAAACUGAUAACGAUGAUGCAAACCUAAAUUCUCAAGCCGGGGUUGGUACUGUUCCUCAGGGGCAAUAUGCACCUACAGUUGCAGGAGGACAACCUAGACCCACAGGCAUGAUGGGACCACAACCCUUACCUCUCGGAGGAAGUGACGCCGGCUACAUAGUUGAGAACGAAGAAACAUUUAGGCGGCGAGCAAGGGCUGGAGGAUGGAGUAAAGAAAUAAGCAGGAAGAGAGCUUUUGAAGAAGCAUUUGGAAGCAUUUGGGUUUCAUAG
Molecule: messenger RNA, 561 nt
Organism: Lathyrus sativus (Indian pea)
Lineage: Eukaryota; Viridiplantae; Streptophyta; Magnoliopsida; Fabales; Fabaceae
Source: the annotation of a GenBank genome assembly